AUGUCUGAAACUGCCCCUUUACUUGCCAAGACGCCGUCAUUUCAGCACACUCCUUCCACCCAAGAUGCCCAGCCAGAGGCCUCCUCAGAGACUCGAACACUGCUCUGCGCAUGCAUCCUAACUACCUUGUUCUUCUUUAUCGAACUCAUCGGAGGAUGGUUCGCGGGCUCGCUUGCCAUCAUGUCUGACGCAGCACAUCUACUUUCGGAUCUCGCUGGCUUCGUUAUCUCCUUAUUUGCUGUCUCUGUGUCUCGCCUCCCCGCGAAUGAGCACCUUUCGUUUGGUUUUGCUCGCGCAGAAGUUCUUGGUGCUUUUGUCAGUGUCUUGUUCAUAUGGGCUCUCACAGUCGUUCUUGUCAUAUUCGCAAUUGAGCGUCUCUUAAACCCUGAGCCAGUUAAUGGCCCUUUAAUGCUCUUGCUCGGCGUCAUUGGACUUGUUGUCAACCUUGCUCUUGGUUUAGUCCUCGGUCAUGGCGGGCACGACCAUGGACAUGGCCAUGGGCACGGUCAUACUCACGAUGUCGAAAGUCAUGGGCAAUCGAAUGACCACGGUCACGGCCAUGGCCAUGAUCAUGGCCAUAACCACGACCACGAUCAUGCACACGACGACGAAAACAGUCGGGAAGAUGUUCAUUCCGACUCUUCAUCGAAGAUAGGCAAGAUGUGGAAGAAUCUCAAGACCACUAUUGUCGGCAGCGAUUCCCGCUCUGUCAACAUUCGCGCAGCUUACUUGCAUGUACUUGGUGACGCCCUCCAAAAUGUUGGUGUCAUCAUCGCAGCAGUGGUCAUAACAGUGAAACCACAUUGGUCAUUUAUUGACCCAUUCUGCACUCUGUUGUUCGCUGUGAUUGUCGUCAUGACAACUGCGAGGCUUGCAAAGGAGACACUGCAUGUCCUCAUGGAAGGAACACCGCCAGAGACACAAUUAGCAGACAUUUACGAUAGCUUGCGUAAGCUCAAGGGAGUGAACAGAGUCGGAGACUUGCACGUCUGGUCCAUCUCGCCAAGGAACCCUGCGCUUUCUGUUCAUCUUUACAAGACAGCAGAAGUUACAGGACAUGACAUUUUGAAAUCUGCAGAAAAUGUUCUCGAUUCUCGGUUUGGAAUCUCCCAUGCGACCAUUCAAAUCAAUUGUGAGACAACUGAAUGUUGUGACGAGGAAAAGUUUAUAGCAAAAGGAAAUAAGAAGUACUGUGUCACGUCGGACAGCUUGCAAUCGCCAAAUGGCUCGGAGUAGCAAGAGAGAAUGAGAAACAUGACCGUUGCUCGACUUCAUCGAAGCAUGAGACAAAUCGAGACGAAAUCAACUCGUUGAAAAUUUGUUGUGCACAACUUGUUUGGUAACUGGGGGAAGAUUUAAAUAUGCGGAGCCGUGGCUUCAAACCUGCGAAACUAUGCGCUGGAGUGUCUCAAAUUUCAAAUUGGUCUGGGGACACUAACUGCAACUUAAGAAAAAGAAUUGAGACUGUCCGCUCUUUGAUGAUCUGGACCAUCGCGGGAGUCGAGAAGAAAAAUUCGUUCUUUGAUUGAAGUGCGGAAACGCAGUAGGUUCACAUUUUGUACAUCUAGUUGAUCUCUUGUCGAAGCGGUACCGCUCGGAGAUAGUCUAACUCUUCGCAAAAUCGCUGUACAUUACCGGUCGGUUCGAGGCAUACUUGUCCUGUACAUACAAACGCGCAUACUCGCCCUGUUGCACUU
Molecule: messenger RNA, 1697 nt
Organism: Chondrus crispus (carragheen)
Lineage: Eukaryota; Rhodophyta; Florideophyceae; Gigartinales; Gigartinaceae
Exons: 2
Coding region: 1-1236 (411 amino acids)
Biological process (GO): zinc ion transmembrane transport
Cellular component (GO): plasma membrane
Molecular function (GO): zinc ion transmembrane transporter activity
Source: RefSeq, a predicted model, not a curated record